Stomoxys calcitrans (stable fly) is the source of this 7263-nucleotide messenger RNA. Its product is annotated as trichohyalin. NCBI's taxonomy places the organism in Eukaryota, Metazoa, Arthropoda, Insecta, Diptera, Muscidae. The record is from RefSeq and is a predicted model, not a curated record. The coding region runs from base 1165 to 7113 and encodes 1982 amino acids. The transcript has 17 exons.
GCAUCCACUCAAUUCAGUUCUUCUCCGAGCGUGCAAAUGUUUGCAACGAAAAAAAUCAGUGAAAUCUGUGCCGUGCCAUUGAAUCGUGCCAUAUCCGCCGCAAGAGCGAAAGGGAUAAGCAUAGUUUUGCUAACAAGCCAUUAACAAAUCGAAUUGAACCGUGAACGAAAAAAAAUAAAAAUUGAUCAUUUUUCCAUUUGGAAAUCGCAGAAAGUAUCUACCUUGUGUUUCGCUUUAAAUGUACUUGACAAAUCUAACAGAUCAUUCAAUUUGCGAAAGAUAAUCGAAUAUAUCUUAAUUGGAAUACUGCGGAAAACGUCUGUUGAGUGUGUUGCAAUUUCGCUCGAAUGUGAUCUAUUUUUAUAACACAGCUAAUUUUUUAACGAAGGCAGUAUUUUUGGUUGUAAUUCCAAAAUAAAUUUAGUUGCUCCGCCGCUUAUUUACCAUUGCUAAACACUAAACGGGGAAAAAAGAAAAAGUCGGCGUGCCCAUCUACGAAUGAAAUACUAAAACCAAAAUUCCAUAAAGCCCAUACAUAUACAAACGCCAACAAUCCCCAAACGGUUAAAAACGGGCCGCCGCUCUGAAACAUGUCACAAAUCUUUUGCAUUCCCGUUCCAGGCUGAAAUAUCCAAGCAAAAAGUGAAUAGAAAAGCUGUAAUUGAAUUAUUGGUGUGCGAAUUUUAAGUCUACUCGAAGAGUGAUCAGCGAGUCAGCGUGGGUGUGUUUCGCUAGACCAUAGCGCAAUUAGAAAAAAGUACACUGAAAAAAAGUGUUACGCAACUCUGUUCUUUCUUUGCAAGAGACGUGAGAAAGUAGCCGCAACCACCAAACGUUAGCCAAUAUUUCGUCGGUGAUUGUUUUCUUCUCUGUUGUUGUUGUUGUGGCGGCUGUGCUAUAGGUACCCGGGCCAUUUGUUGUGCGCUUUGCUCUGCGCUAGUGGCACACAAAGAACUCCCUGCAGUUAGCAGACAUAGCACACUACGUCAGCAGCUAAAGCAAACCACCCAAAACACACACCCAUCAUCCGAAGGCUAGUACUCCCGCCUUCGCUGGCGACCCCGCCACCCCUCCCAGUCGAUUGGGCGCAUUUGCAUUUGCCCCUUUUAAGUACAUAUUUAGAUAUUCUUGACAUACAUGAUCUUAAGCUUAUCAUUGUGUUAAAUGCAUCAUUUAUAUCCAUCGUUGAAAGGAGAUCAGCUAUGUCCAUUGGGAUUCCAUCCACAGACGAGGUACCCAACCAGAUGCAAACGUUGCUUUCGCGACUACAAGGAGCACGGUGGACGGCGAGGAAUUGACGAUGUAGCUGCAUCAUCACCAAAUCUCUCAGAUGGCUUUAAUUCAAGGCCUUCAUCGCGAACAUGGACAUCUACACAAAAUUUGUCCUCAUUGAAUGGCGGUAGCAAUGACAUUGUUGUACACUUCAAUGUAGAGCUUAAGAAGCGUCCACAAUCAUGGGCCUCGACACCCGACAUCGACGAGGCUGAAGAACAGAACCGAGCAGUUCCGCGUUCUAGCGGAAGACCCUCAACGGAUGACAACGAUGUCAAUGUGACCAUAAAGUUACCAACACCGCCUAGACGUCACACGACAACGCUGGAUUUGAAGGAGGUGGAAAAUUCGUUGUUGCAAAGUGCGGCUUCCUCAUCGUCAGCAAAAAAUAUUCCAGAUGAACUGGUUAUUCAUUCCACCGAUAGCCUUGCCGAAAGGGUAAGGAAAAUGAAUCUUUUGAAGAAGCAACGAAGUCAGAAUUCCAGAGAAUCCAGCCGCGAAAGGUCUGUGCCCAGAAAAAAUGAGGGGGAUAGUAUCAAUGCGAAUGAAAAUGGCGAAGCUAAAGCACCACCAGAUCGACCUGAGCGUUCAAAGCCUUCAUCGUCCUCCAGCGGAACCAGCUCUAACAAGAAUGCAUCUUUACCACCGAAAAAAGUGUCCAGCUUGAAUUCGGCAUCACCUGGAAGGCCGUCGUCAGCACCUGCCAAUGAAACCAAGAAUUCUUUGCCGCCAACUCCAGCUAAACCCACUCCCACAAAAUUGAAGACAUCGUCUUCCUCAACAACCACAUCCUCUACAACUUCUGCAACAGUUUCGUCGUCGUCUUCAAGCGCACGACGAAAAGAAGCUGAACGCCAGAAAACUGCUCAAGAUGUUGCAUUUAUGCUUAAUAUAAGAGAAAACAGUUACCAAAAUAGAAAGCCCAAUAAUGAAACCAUGUCCAUGAUGACCGAACGCCCCGAAACUAAUGAUGGACAGGAGGAGUUGACGAAUUUGCGCAAAGAGCUAGAGGCUAUGAAACAACGAGCCGAGAAAGCCGAACGUGAAAAGAGUGACAUUCUUCUCAGGCGUCUGGCUUCCAUUGAUAUGGCUCCCAAUCGAACUGCGGCCUCUGAGGCGCUAAUGCUACAGCAGCGAGUUAACGAAAUGAAAGAGCAACUUGACAAGAUUUCAGAAGAAAAGCGAAAACUUAAUGCUCGCAUGAAGGAUUUGGAGAACAAUCCGAAGAGUGCUGAGAAUGAACUUCGAAGAAAGCUUCAAGCUGCAGAACAGAUUUGUGAGGAGUUAAUGGAAGAGAACCAAGAAGCCAAAAAGGAGAUUAUGAAUUUGCAAGCCGAAAUGGACGAACUUCAAGAUACGUUCCGCGAUGACGAUAUGAAGGCAAAAACCAGUCUUCAAAAAGAUCUGGAGAAGACCACAAAGAAUUGUAGAAUUCUUAGUUUCAAACUAAAGAAGUGCGAGCGCAAGAUCGAAACUAUGGAGUUGGAGCGUCAAAAUAAUGGCAACAACGAACUACAUGCUAAAAUUAAACAGUUGGAGGACGAAUUGCGAUUCUCCCAGGAAGUAUCUAAAAAGUUACAGCUUGAGGCCGAAGAACUGCGUAAUCCAGGCAAAAGGAAGCCCCCCAUGUUGGGAGUUUUAGGCAAAUCAACCUCAGCCGAUGCCAGAUUUACCCGUGAGUCCUUAACAAGAGGUGGAUCACAAGAGGAUCCACAACAGCUGAUGCGAGAUUUACAGGAUUCUGUUGAGAGGGAAUCUGAUCUUAAGGAACAGUUGAAAUAUGCUGAAGAAGAAUUACAACGUCUCAGAAAGUCACAGGGAAAAUCAUUGUCCAACAUGGGUGUUCAAACUGAAGAAAUUAUUGAAGUGUUAAAGUUCCCUAGAUCAACUCAAACCGAGAAGUGCAGCUUAAAUUAUACUUCAACAGUGACGCAAACAGAAAUAUGCGAACAGGUGCAGAGUGAUAGUGAAACAGAUAAAGAUAAAAGCAUCGAGGAAGAAGCACCGAAAAUGGAAGCAUCAGAAGGCCAAGAGGCAGAAAGCCAAAUAUAUCUAGCAAGCAAAGUUAACAAUACCCGGAAUGAGGAAACUCAAACUGAAACUCAAACAUCAGAGAGCCGAGAUCGUGAUGCACAAACUAAACAAAAUAGCUCUACAUCUGCCAUGGAAGGCGGCGAUUCUUUCACGAUAUCAAGUAUUUUUAAAAAUAUUCACGACCGGGAGCUCUCCCCUUUUGCGGUCACCUUGUCGUCGACGUUUUCGGCAAUUGCUCCAGCAACUUCCAUACUAUUUCCGAGUAUGAUAUCGCAUGCCCUAAGAUCUGGUGCAGGGGCAGCUACUGCCAGUCGCAAGCUCAGCCCCACACCACGCCGAUUGGCUCCAGAAGUGCAAGCGGAACGAGAUGAAGGCAUUUCCGAUGAGGACGAUCCGGCCGAACUACGCAUUCUUCUAGACCUUAAUGAACAAGAAGCCUCAAUUCUGCGCCAGAAAGUCGAAGAUUUGGAAAAGCAAAACUCGGAGUCUAAGAAGCAAGUGAGAGAACUUCAGGACAAACUCGUUCUUGUAGCUGACAAGAAGGCGCCUUUCUCUUCGACGGAAAAGAAGCUUAAGUCAUUGAACGAUGAACUGGAACAGCUGCGAAAGUCCGUCACCGAAAAAGAUAAGCAGAUUGAACGUUUGCAAUCAACAGCAUCAUCGGCUGGCUUAAAUGUCAAGCGUCAGUUGGAAACGGUUGAACAGGAGGCAGUUGUUCUUAGAUCAAAAAUAAAUACACUCGAAGCGGAAAAUGAACGUGUGCAAAAGGAAAAUAAGAAGUUGCAGUUGCUUUCGAUACGAAAAUCUUCCUCAACGGAGAACGGCAAUCUCGGAGAACUCUCGAAACUGAAACAGACGCUUGCCACUGUUGAGGAAGAAAGGGACCGUCUGCAAUCGAAACUGAAACUAGUAAUGCAAGAAGCGAACAUGAAAUUGCCGGCCAGAUCCGAAAUCCAUAUGACUGACUUCACUCCCAAAAAUCAACUGAAGAAGUGGGUCGAGGAGUUAGAUGCGGAAGUCAACGAAAUGAGGGCGCUUGUGGUCAACAGCGGCGCUAGCGCUCUCAAAAACUUGCAGUCCGAGAAACUCCUUUUAGAGGAUGAGCUUAAAAUAUACAAAACGAAACUAUCGCAAGCUGAGUCCGACCUACAAAAAUCCAAGUCAUCUAUGGCAACAACAAAGACUUCAGAUUUGGAGAAACAGAUCAAAAAGUCAGAAGAUGAAAUUAAACAGUCUAAUUCUAAAAUCAGGGAUCUUGAGGAAAAACUUAAGAAACAAGAGUCCAUGGUUAAACAAACGGAGUCAAGCAAGAUCACACUAGAGCAGCAAGUGAAAUCUGAGAAGGAGAAAUUGUCCAAACUGGAGAAAGACUUGGAGAAAGAGCGCAAAGACAGAGAAAAGCUUGAGGGUAAGUUGAGCCAAAAGGAUAGUGAGCUCUUACAGGCACGAAAGGCUGCCGACAAGAGCAAACUUACAAUGGAAAAGGAAAUAAAGGAGCUGAAGUCUAGAGCAUCCAAGUCAGACUCAAAGCAAGUGCAGGACCUCAAAAAACAGCUCGAGGAAUUUCAGGAAUCUUUGGACAAUGAGUCCAAGCGUUACAAUGAUCUCAACGUUCGAUGGGAGAAGCUGUCUGAAGAGACAAUACUGAUGCGGGCUCAGUUGUCUACAGAGAAAAAUAAUCUCCAAGCUGAAUUGAAUAGUGCCAAUCAAAAAAUAUCUGAACUCGAAACGAUUCGUGUUAAUCGCACAGAAUUGGCGAAGAAGCUAAACGAGGCCCAAAAGAAGAUACAAGAGUUGGAAACGAAAACUUUGAAAAACAACUCCAAAGAAUACGAGAAGACCAUGUUACAGAACAAGCUGGAUGAAAAAACGCAUGAGUAUGAGCGUCUGAAAAGGGAGAAUGAAAUGAACAUCGACUUGGUGUUCCAGCUGAGAAAGGACAACGAUGAUUUGAAUCGGAAACUAAACGAUUUCAGCCGCAUUGAACAGGCACAAACAUCACUCAACGGACACAGUGCCGACUUAGAGAAUGAAAUAAAGUCAUUGACACGAAAAUUGGAAAGCGCUGAGCUUCAAUUGAAGUCUGAGGUGGCAACAACACGCCUGAGGUAUGAGCAGCAAGUGAAAACUUUAAGUGGCGAAUUAACGUCAAUGCAGCGACAAUGCGAAAGAUUCAAAAAGGAUAGAGAUGCAUUCAAACAAAUGCUGGAGUCAGCCCAGAAGAAAAUCGGUGAUCUGAAAGCAAAUAAUGCUGGCCGGCAAAGCCGAGGAUCCAUGCACAGCAGUGACGAAGAUGACAAGAGCAAAAUUGCCUAUCUGGAGCAACAGAUUGGCAGCUUGGAAGAUCAGCUGGUCGAAGCGCGUUUGGAAGUUAGUAAAGUAAAGACUGAAUUAGUGUCGGAGCGCAGUGCUAAUGAAAUAAAAAUAUCUGAAAUGCAAUCAAAACUAAACGAAUUCGAAGAGGAGCGUGUUAUUGGCUCGGGCCGUACCAAGAUCCCUGGCAUGAAGACAAAACUCGAGUUAUCUUGGCAGAAAGAGCGCGAAGACCAACAACGCUUAUUGCAGGAGACCUCUACCCUAGCACGUGACUUGAGGCAAACACUUUUCGAAGUGGAGCGGGAACGCGACAAAGAGCGUUUGGAGUCAAAGCGACGUCUGGAGCAGUUGAAACGAACCACAGAAGAAGAAAUGGAAGAGGGUCGUCGCAAAAUUGCUGAACUGCAAUGUGAUCUUCUGGAAUUGCGUGAUGUGCAUGCUAAGUUAAGAACCUCCAAUGAGAAACUUCGGAGAGAGCGAGAGCGUUACGAAAAGGAGCUUAUUAAGCGGCGAAUGGAACAAGAAGGCGGCGAACGCAAACUUGGGGCUCUACUCCACACAGUAGACGAAUUAGUGAAAAUAGCGCCCGACUUAACCGCCAGCAGAAUAGGUGCAACAACAGCAAAUGAUCUACGGCCGGAGCCCUCAGCGGCCAGAAGAAAUCGGAGUCCAUCUCCCUCAAUGAAUACCUCACACGUUUCCAGUGUCUUGGCUAGGCUGGCUGAAGCUUCCGAGGAUAUGCGUAAGUUCCAACGGGUCAACGAAGAGGAACAUGAACGCUAUCGCAUGAGGCGAAGCAACCUAAGGCGAGCAGCGUCUCAAGAGAACGACCCCCAUGGCAGUCAAAGUUCUGUAGCCAGUUCGGCUAGCACCCAGAGAAUCAGCACAAAAAUAUCUCGUUCUGGUCACAAUGGAAGUCUGAUACGAAAAAGUUUAUCUUUGGAUCAUUCAAUUCAAAAAGAUCAGAAUAUAUGGCGUCAAGAUGAUGGCAGUGUAUCUUCAAUGCAGUCCAUUGAUUCCGAGUUAGGAGGUAUGGUGCGCGACUCCAGCUUCGAUUCCCGGUUAGAUUCUCGCCUAUCUGGAGGAUCCACACAGAGCGAUAUACCAAGAGGGCCACGUAAGAAGAAGAAGGGUCUUAUGGGUAAACUUAGAAGUUUUGCCAAAAGUGGUCGCAACUCCGAGAGUGAAAUAUCUAUUCAAGGAUCAGACUCUGAUAUCAGUGUAGCAAGUGACAUGAGAGCGAGUAAAAAGGACUUACGAGGUCGUUUAUCAGGCAUGUUUAAACGAUCUGGUUCUACAUCACGCAGUGGCAGUACGGAACGAAUGUCAAGCGAACACAGGCCAGUGGCCGUUACAGUAGUCGGUGACGAAAAUGGACCACAGCCCAGAGAUCCGCCGCCUGCCAAUUCUGUCAACCCAAAACCAAUUCGAUCAAUUGCGAAGCCACCGACUCCCACCACUCCGAUAACAAAACGGAAAAUGGCCAAAUGAUAAUUAAUUGUAAUUACAAUAUUUUUGUAAUUUGUAUUGUUAUUUUUUAAUAUUAUUAUUUUUUUUUCUUAUUCUGAUUUUUCACAUACCAUAGCAUCUUUUUAUGAAUAAAAAACUAUACAUAUACAAAUUCUGUUGAAGGGUUACGAA